Messenger RNA from Tachysurus vachellii, 1945 nucleotides. It is a transcript of the gene chp1, whose product is annotated as calcineurin-like EF-hand protein 1. The record is from RefSeq and is a predicted model, not a curated record. Bases 320 to 904 code for a protein of 194 amino acids. Gene Ontology annotation, molecular function: calcium ion binding. The transcript is spliced from 7 exons. NCBI's taxonomy places the organism in Eukaryota, Metazoa, Chordata, Actinopteri, Siluriformes, Bagridae.
GUGCUACAGUAGCGCACAGUAACUGAUACCUUUUACUCUGCUAGGUGGUCGGUUAGCAACAUUAACCGUAUGUCUGAUACGUUUAUCGUAGAAGAACCACCGAUAGUGGCGAUAAAAGUGUCUAUAACAUCUUUAAAGUGGAUAUUGAGCGCAAAUAUAGCAAAUUUGUGUGUGUGUUGUUAAGAUAGUGAGGUAAACGUUCGCGGUGUGAAACCGGUAGCUUAGCCGGCUAAUCAGGACGGGUGUGUUAGCAACAAAAUAAAGAACACACACACAUACAGUAUAUAAGUUGACAGCACAAGAGUGAGAGAGAGGAGACAUGGGGUCCAGAGCAUCGUCACUUCUCAGGGAGGAGGACAUUGAGGAAAUUAAGAAGGAAACUGGAUUCUCACACAGUCAGAUCACUCGGCUCUACAGCCGAUUCCACAGCUUGGACAAGGGUGAGAACGGUGCUCUCAGUCGUGAAGACUUCCAGAGAAUUCCAGAGCUGGCCAUCAACCCUCUUGGUGAUCGGAUAAUCAACGCCUUCUUCUCAGAGGGAGAGGAUCAGGUGAACUUCCGAGGCUUCAUGAGGACGUUGGCCCACUUCCGGCCAGUCGAAGACAACGAGAAGAACAAGGACCCGAACAUUGAGCCACUCAACAGCAGGAACAACAAACUGCUCUUUGCCUUCCGUCUCUAUGACCUGGACCGAGAUGAUAAAAUCUCUCGAGAUGAACUACUCCAGGUGCUGCGGAUGAUGGUCGGUGUGAAUAUUUCGGACGAGCAGUUGGGCAGCAUCGCAGACCGGACCAUCCAGGAGGCCGAUACCAACGGAGACAUGUGCAUCUCCUUCAGCGAGUUCAUCAAGGUGUUGGAGAAAGUUGACGUUGAGCAGAAGAUGAGCAUUCGCUUCCUGCACUAAUGCAUCGCUGCUGUCCCGCUGUUGGUCUGACGCAUUUCGGUCUCCUCGGCUCCGAUUACUCCUGUUAUGGCCGUCGUCGAUUUGUCUUCUAUAUAUUCCUUUUUUCUGUGAAAUCAUAGCUCGCAAUCACACUCUUGUUGUUGUUCGGAUCAAAGGGAAUAUUCACGUGCCUUCAGUUGUCGAGCCGGUCAGCCACUGUAUUUAUUCUGGACAAUUCCUGGUUUGAACCCAGCUCUCUUGUUGUUUCAUGCAACGUAGUAGAUGUAGUGAUGGAGUGCUUUCAAAACGUAACUUGGGUUAUUUUAUUCAAAGCCAAAUCUUUCGCAUUUAAUGUGAAAUGUCUGUCUUAAUCUUAACACGCACUAACUUUACAUUUCGCUUUAUUGCAUUAAAAUGUUCUUUUUAUUACAUUUUUUUUCUUCAAUAUUAUGUGAGAGCUCAGGAUAUGUAAUUGUGACACAUUUGCACAUAUCCUCGCCCUAAAACAUUUGCUUAUAUGGGAGAUUAAAUAAGCAAACGAAUUAAGGCUUCAUGUGGAGUCUUGUCUCUUGGUAUUUAAACAUUUCCUAAAAAAAAGCAUCCCGAAGCUUUCGGCUUUGCUUUUUAAGACACUAGCACAUGGAGACAUGGAGUCCGAUGGCCUUCUGAUUCACACAGUCAGUCAAGGUUCAGUGAACUGUGCAACUUCACACAAAGCACCACUGUCAAUGUGCUGUAUUUUUUAACUGCCUCCGGCGAUCAAAUGUCGUUUGUUUAUAUUGCGCACAUUUCCUGCUUUAGAAGCUAUAAAUUGCUGAUUAUGAAAAUUCUCUGUGAUCAGUAGGGCUUGCUGUUUCUCGCUCCGUGUACACGUCUGUAUGAUGUCAUGUCUAGUCACUGAUUGUGAUUGUUGGCUUGUAACUCUAAGCAAUGGACAAAUAAAUCAGUUCCAUUAUUUUAUUACUCAGUGGGAUUUGUUAGUUGUAUAUUCUGUCAUACAGACAUUAUGGGGAGUGAAAGAGAAGUGUGAUUUUGGUCAAAUAAAAGUUGAAGUGCCAUAUU